GCAGUGCGGGAGCCAGGGAUUUCUCCCUCCCCACUGACAGCCCGUCGCGGACACGCCCCCCGGACGGAACGCGCUUUCACAGCUCCCCAGCGGCAGAGGUCGCUGCAGGGAGCGGAUCCGGUCCGGCGUUCCGGAAACGGGUCCGGUCCGGCUUUCACUGAAUCGCGGAAAAUACUAGGUUACAUGACAAUUACUGCAACACGCCAUCAGUACACACAGGUGCGGGGAACGCCCACUCUCCUCUGGCUGCUAAUCAGACUUUCCCGCAAGUACACACUGCCGGGUCUGUGGCUGCCCUGCGCCAUGCUGGGAGGGUUGAGCAGGGCGCUGAUUGGCCGGAUCUUAGCAACCAUCGUUUCUAUAGUCAACAAAUGGCCACGUAUGGAUCAGCCGGCGGAUGCAGCAGCAGCAGAUGUGCAAUAAGAACAUUUUGGGCAGCAAAAAAUGAGCACUAGAAAAAUGUCUUCUAAUAUGGAUACAGCUGCUCUAGUUUCAUCAUCGGUGUGGCUGCAGUCUCUCGGACUCAGAAAGAAGAAACUUACGCUACCCAAGAUUCUGGCACAGCUCGGUUUUCCGCUGAAGGAAGAUUAUGUAAACAAACUAGGACGUCCUGUGUCCUCCCGGUAUUCUCAUGGACUUUUCCGGCAGUAUAACAUCAAUGGUAAAAUAUAUAAUUUAACAGCUAAAAGAGAAGAAGUUUUACAGAAAGUGGAAUCUGUUAAAAACAUCAUUGGAUUGUAUAAUCAAAGACUGGAUUGGCUGAAGAGUUCAAGUCGAUCAGUAUUUGGGGUGAUCCAGGAACAAUCUAUAGUCAUUAUUCUAGACCUUAAUUCUGUUACCAAAGUACAACAUGAUAUAUGCAAGGACGCCAUAUGUCUUGUUAUGAGAGAACAAGUGGCACACAUUUCUAAGUUCAACCUAAUUUGGGUUUCACAGGAGCCAAUAAAGUGGCAGCAAAAAGUUUUCCAUGUAACUGAGCAUUCCAUAGAAGAAGCUGCGGAGUGGAUUUGGAGCCUUCAGCACUCCCCAGUGGCCAAUGUGGAAAGUGCAGCUGAAGCUGUGUCAGAAGCUCUGAAUCACCAGGUAGAAGCUAUUUACUACUUUUCUGUGGGAGAUGUUCCUGUGGAGAAGAUACAGAAAGUAGUGCAGCGUACAGAAAACAGUCAAUGUCCACUUCAUGUUGUGUGCUAUGACCCCCUUCAAAUGGAAACUGUGAAAUUGCUGAGAGAUUUAAGUCUUCAAACAUCAGCAAGGUUUCAUGUGUAUUCAGAGAAGGAUAAACAGAAGGGCGCAGUGAUGACACAAGAUAGUGAAUAUCCAGAUAUACCAAAAGCUGCAACAGAGGAGCAGCUCUCAGAAUGUGACCUGAUGAAAGAUGAACUUAUGAUUAUAAAGGAGAUGAAUGAAGCAAAGGAGACUCUGAGGCAGCUGCAGGAUAUUGUGCAGACAUUGUAUCCCUCAGACGAUGAAAAUGACAACCUUCGUAUGUUAGAAGACACUUCUGAGGAUUGUGUUAGCUCGAAGGAAUGGCUGAAGAAGUUUGGCUUGAAACCACAGAAGCUGCUGUUUUAUGAUGCACUUGCAGACUGUGCCUUUCGCCAUAGUGAUGGAGUUGUGGAUAUAAAGACCAAACCAGAAGAUGAAUCUGUGCAAACUGAUGCAGAGAACAACUUGAAAUUGAUCAAUGCCAAAUACUGUGACCGCUUUGUCCAUGUGCUUUGGAAAGAUGGCUCUGUGGUGCACGUGCAUAUCAGUAAGGAAAAGUGCCGGUGGUAUGAGGAAAGAAUGAAGGCUACGCUAGAGAAAAUGGAAAGGAGGGUUACAUGGCUUCAGAAAGGAAGUAGAGAGUUGUUUGGUACAAUCCUUGAAGAUCAAGUCUAUUUGCUCAUUGACACAUCACACUCCAUGAAAGACAAGCUGUUUUUGGUAAAGGAAAAAAUAUUUCAACUUAUGCAGGAGCAACUUAAACCAAAGAAGAUGUUCAACUUUGUAAAGUUUGAUUCUAAAGUAGAGGCUUGGAAGUCGAAGUUAGCAGAGGUUAAUGAGGAAAACAUGAAGGAAGCAUGGUUUUGGGUUAAAGAACUUCAGGUUGGCAGCUCAACAAACACCCUGAAGGCUCUCCAGGUUGCACUGUCUGAUAUUAAUACCGAGGCAGUUUACCUACUUACAGAUGGACGCCCUGAUCAGCCCAGUGAAACAAUACUUGCUCAUGUUAAUAUCCUAAAGCAAAUUCCAGUACACACAAUUGCAUUCAACUGUGAUGACACAGAGGCAAAUAGCUUCUUGCAUCAGCUCUCCAGUAAGACAGGUGGCCGUUUCCACUCUUACUACAGUUAUCUUCGGGACCCUGAUGCCCCUCAACCCUUUAUGAGCGAAGACAUUCAGUUACUUUUAAAUGAGAUCGAAGAAGGAAAAUCUAACUUGGAGAAGAUCAAAAAGCUUCACAGUGAAUGUUUGAUGUUAGACUGGUACCACAACGGAGACACGGAUCUUUCACACAGUUUUAGGUCACUUGAGACCCAAAGCCAGAAAUCUCUAUCAAGUUUGCAGCUUACACAGGAGCUCAAAUCGUCUGCACAGUUCCUGCACAGAUCACGUUUAAGUCCACCCAGCCUACUCCGGAGGAAGAAAGCUCGGCACGCAGAGCAUACAAGGUCUAGCCUCCUCAGAGCACUGAGCCAUGGUGUUAGAUUGUCUGAGAGUAUAACACACCUGGACAUGCCCACAGAGACUAGAGAGCUGUUUCUCAUCAACGAUAUGAAAACAAUUUCUGUCCUUAAAGAUUUGAACCUUAUAGAUGGCAUGAAAGUGAAAGAAAAACCUAAGAAGUUACCAAAAAAUUCUCUGGACAUUUCCUCAUCUCGCUGGCUGAAGACACAUGGGUUAGCUGCGAGGAGACUUACCAUAAUGGACGCUCUGGCGCCUACAACUGUUCCACACACUGCUAAAUAUAUCCCAGUUCUCGACAAGCAUGUCCUUUCUAAAGUGUUUGAUGAGGUGUUCCCCUUGGCUCAUGUAAGUGGAAACAGGAAAUUUAUCACAUUAAUUAAUCCCAAAGCUGUGAAUCUUACAGACUACAAAGAGAAGCUUGAGCAAGCAAUUAAGUCGUAUGAAAGGCGCCUUAAUCUAGUUGUGUGGAGGGCUUUAUCACAGGAAGAAAGAGACAAGUUUGACAGUGAUGUUCCAGUAUCAUACAUGGAGUAUAAAGAAGCCCUGAUGCAAGCGUUAGAUAGGCUGGGGUGGCCUGUGUCACCUGAAGAUGUAAUGCUGCUGGAAGAUCAAAUUCUAGCUGGGAAAACAUAUAUUCAACAGGCCUCCGAUCUACAGGAGGCCACCAAGAAAAAUUCACUACCAGACGAUUCAAAUGAACAGAAAAAUAAUGAAGAGAAUGAGAAGAAAAAUAUUAAUACUAAGACAAAAAGAAAAAUAUUGGACACACUGAGAAGUCAAAAAGUCAUCGCAAGGUCUGAAAUUGAUGGUUUUUAUUACCCAGGAACUGUGCUGAGAAGUAUUAAUGCUAAGUCUGCUCUAGUGGAUUUCUGGCUAGGAGAGAAUCAGAUUGUUCCCAUCAGAUUUAUAAUACAAACUGGAGGAGCUCUGCCUUGCCCAACCCUAAAGGUUGGAGAUUGUGUUUUCUCAAAAACUGGGGCGAGAGGAGGAGGAGGAGGUUGUUAUGUCCCUGCAGUGGUCAUAGCAACACCAAGGACUGAAGCAGCGGAUAAAUUGUACACUGUUAUGAAGUACAACAAUAGAAAAGAACAUUGUUUAAGGAGCGAGCUCAUUAAAAUUAGCCCGUCACAAUUUGCUUUUUCCUGUGGCUACAUAAGAAAAGCUCAGAUGAUUGACUAUACCAUCCCUAAUGUCCAGUUCGUUAAACCCCUUCUAAAACCAAGUCCACCAAAAGAGAGAGAGAAUAUAUCUGUACCAAGUGGAAUAAGACCAUCGAUGAAUCAACGCGUAAAAUCCAGAACUCCGAGUGAUAAUGACUCUUCUGCUAGCACGGACAUCGUAGAUCAAGGCAGACAGUCUCCAAGGAAAAACAUUAGCAAGAAGCUGGAAGAUUUAGGCCUACAGAUUGCCCAACACCAAAAAGAACAAAAAGAGAAACAAGAGGUGAUACAGGAAUACCUUAAAAAACUAACAGAAGUCGCUUCUCAAGACAAAUGUAAAUUAGACGAGGAAGAAAGAGACCUUGAAAAUCAGAAAAUUGAUCUACUAGAGCAGCUGAAAAUACUGAUACCUGUUAGCAGCAAGCAAAGUGAGAGUGAAGUGGGCCCAAUCGCGAAUGAGGAACACACACUUCUCCCAGGAUUAAAGGUGUUGUCUGCCUGCUCUCACAAUGGAUGGUAUGAAGAAGGAGCUAUUAUCCAUGACUUUGAUAAUCUUACCUAUUUGGUCGAAAGAACCUCCGGAGAGUUGGCAAGGGUCCGAAGGGAGGAAAUACUGAGUGAUGCUGAUGACUACAGAAAGGAGAUAAAGGCCGGCGACCAUGUUAUCGGAGCUCAUCCACUGCAUCCUGGGAGUUAUUGUCCAGGGGUUGUAUUAAACUGUACCUCAGAUCUCAAAGUGAUGAUACGAUACUAUGACAAUACAGAAGCUUUGACUCCAAGGGAACAUGUUUACUUGAUAAGCCCAGAGAAGUAUGAGAGAGAUACUGCAUACAUCUUGGCAUGUGAAGAGCGAUGGGUCGGGCAGCCAGUUGUUGCUAGGAAUAAUGAAACAGGAUCAUUUCAUCUUGCUGAAGUACAGAAGCGGACUGAUGAUGGGGCAAAGUAUGUCAUCUCCUGGGCAGAUGGUAGCACAGCGAUACAAGAUAUUGAGUGGAUUUUUGGGAAGUUCAGCAAGCCCCAUGUUCUCAAUGUCGGUGACCACAUCUUGACUUUAGCAUACCCAUCUUCACUGACGUUCUUACCCGGUCUGAUAACUGCUCUCAGUGGUACAAAGUUACAGACGUUAUUUUGUGAUGGACAAAGGCGUGAAAACGUGGAACCACAUCACUGUUUUGGCCUUUCUGAGCAGAAGUAUAGCAGUGCUGUGCAAUUCUACCUGCAGCAGAAGCAGACAAGGGAGUCAGAUGAAGAUCAUACAUCCUCAGAGGAUGAAGACUCACUCUCCAGUAUCUCCUCUUUUACAGUAUCCUCUAUUGAGUCAGAUAAGAAAGCUGUCAGGUGAAUAAUUAGAGGUAUAUGAGGCAUAUAACUCUGGAGCCCUCUGUCUCAGGGGUCAUGUUUUAUUACAGUAUAAUAAGUAUUUUAUUGCUUGCUUAGAAAACAGCAGCUUUCCAUAUUAAGGUCUCAUUCAUGUAUAUGCACUGAGGAAACUAUUGCAUGGUUUAGACAGAUUUUCUUGAUAUGUUUUGUAUGUUUUCCGAGCGCUUUUCAUGUGUUGCACAGUACAUUAUAUAUUACUAGCUGUAAGUGCUCCCUCCUGGAUGAAAAAUGGGUUCUGCAGAAAAAAUGCAAUGUUAACAUUUUAGACAAUACUUUUUGGAACUAACCAAUAUCAAACCAUUCACCCCAGCUUUUCAGGCUGUAUGUAGAAGCUGCACAGCUGGUUACCAGUGGAUAGGUGUGAACAAGUCCUUAGAGUACAUUCAUACAUGAACUUUAUAUGUAUAAAUGCUGCAAAAUAAUUGUUGCUAUAUAUGUUAGAUAAAGUUUUCCUGCAUUCACUGUGACCACAAUAUGUUGUUAACACUGAUAAA
This is a messenger RNA of Pseudophryne corroboree (corroboree frog), 5704 nucleotides long. It is a transcript of the gene VWA3B, whose product is annotated as von Willebrand factor A domain containing 3B. The transcript is spliced from 35 exons. The record is from RefSeq and is a predicted model, not a curated record. Bases 445 to 5172 code for a protein of 1575 amino acids. Lineage: Eukaryota; Metazoa; Chordata; Amphibia; Anura; Myobatrachidae.